CUUUUCACCUGAAAAAUUAAUAAUAAAAAAUAAAAACAAACAAGCGUGUUCUUUCUAGCGAAUAUCAAACAAAACAGAAAUAAUUAAUAAUCAAAUAAAUGCGCAUUAAAAACAAUGUUAAUAAAAGAUUGAGAUGAAACGAGAACAUAUAUACUACUCAAAAACUUGGAGAUGAUGAAGGCAGAAGGUUAGAUGGAAUCUGAGAGAUACGCUAGCGUGAAUGGCCGAAAUCUCAAUCUUCACAACUGUUACUGGAGCCUGGUCGUCCGUCCAUUUGGAUUGGAGACCCAAGAGGACGGCCGAAUCUACAACUCCGGAAGUCAUCAGACGCUUGAAAUUUUGGAAUCGGACAGCUGGACGCGAGACAAAGCCAGUCGUACGUGGAUGGAGUACUGAUGUCACUUGGGAUGAUGAUUAUGAUUCCCAAGGGCGGCGGUGGAGUAGUGACUGGACGGCCGGCAGUAGCGUGGUGGUGACACCAGUGCUGCCACCGCCGUCCAGAGAAGAUUUCGAGGAGUCGGUGCGAAAUCUGGUGUGCAAGGAGAGGAACCACAUGCCCCAGCCGGGCUAUGUCGAGUACCUUGAAUCCAACCCACUGGUUUACAAUGCCAGGUUUAACGCCAUUUCCUGGAUGAUUGAGUGUAGAAGGCGGCUGAAUAUCUCGUUAGAAAGUGUAUUUUGUGCAGCUAAUUACAUUGACCGCUUCAUAUCAACCAGAAAUUGUAAAGGAUGGGAGUGUCGUACGUUUGAUUUGCUAGCAAAAGCAUGCUUGUACGUCGCCUCCAAGUUCAACGAUACCGAUCCCCCUUCCCUCCAUGCAAUUCUUCAGGUUUACCCUUAAUUUGGCUGGCUUUAUCAUCGUGCAUGCAUCACAUAUCCAUCACUAGUAUAUAUCUUAAACAAUUAAUUCAAGAAUAUAGAUCAUAUAGUCAAAAAAUAUAUUCUUUCUAUAAAAAUGAAAUGACAUGACUAUGUUUUUUUUUGUCAAUCGAAUAUCUUGAAAAUCAGUGAAGAAGAUGAAUAAUGUUUGACCAAAUAU
Molecule: messenger RNA, 1039 nt
Organism: Cuscuta campestris
Lineage: Eukaryota; Viridiplantae; Streptophyta; Magnoliopsida; Solanales; Convolvulaceae
Source: the annotation of a GenBank genome assembly